Messenger RNA from Linum tenue, 1730 nucleotides. NCBI's taxonomy places the organism in Eukaryota, Viridiplantae, Streptophyta, Magnoliopsida, Malpighiales, Linaceae. The record is from the annotation of a GenBank genome assembly.
GGAAAGCCCAAAAACGGCCCAGGCGAGGCAAGGCUGCCUCCGUCGUCCCCGAUUCAAUACUCUCUGCGUCUAGUCUAGUAGUUGGAAGAAUCAGGACGGAGUUGCUGUGAGCUGAUUCCAGAAAUUACAUCACCGGAAAAUGGCUUCAGGCGAUUCGAAACCGCAAGAAGGAGACGCCGCAUCUAAACCACCGUCGGCCGAGCGACAAUCACCUUCUCCUUCGCUCUCCGAGAAUUGGAAGGAGCGUAUAUUACUCCCCACACUUGUCGCAGGAGCUGGUGGUGGAGGAUACGGGCUGGUUUCUAAGCAUCGGACAGUACAAGGGUUUCCCCACAUUUCAGCUGCUUACGCUGCUAAUUUCGCCAUUGUCGCUGGCUGCUACUGCGGUAAUGAUCUUCCCAUCCUAUUCUCGAAUUUCCUUUGCUUUUGACGAAAACAGCAACAUAGGAGAACUCCGGGUGUUCCCUUGACCUGAACUUAGGCUAGUUUUCUGAUAUUUUUCUGGAAGAAUGACAUAGCAAUAAAGCUAUUUUGUUCUAAUUCUUGGGAAGACCCCAUUUUGUUCAUGUUGAUCCCACUCUUGAUUUCUUGCGUGGUUGAUGCUGGAAUAGUUUUUCGGUUUCUCUUCGAAUUAGUUGAAUUCACUCUCUUGUUCUGCAUUUCUUUGAAGCAAUAAGCUGGCCUGGCAUUAACUAGUUACUAUGCCUCACGGUUUGCAAAAAAAUUGUUUGGUCUGUAAUAACAUCAGAAUUCAGAAGAUUAUCCUGAGGAUCACUUGAAUGGUGUUCUUCAUAAGCAUAUAGGAAUUUACUACCCGCGUCUAGAAUAAUGCAGGUGAAUUAGUUUGCUAAUAAGAUUUCGUUUCGACUGGACGAGUGGGCACCAGGAUCAUUUCGAGAAUUGUAAUAAGCUCUAGGAAGUACUGUGCAAGUAUGUUUUGUGAUCAAAACUCUAUUUUGUCCCCGUGCGUUUAGUUAUGUUCGUACACAAUUCUUGAUCUACCCGAUUUACUGCAACGGUUUUAUCUACAGGAGCAAGGGAAUUCGUAAGAGUAACGCGGAAAUCAGGCCCUGAUGAUCUGCUAAACUCUGCCAUUGCUGGUUUCAGUACUGGUGCUCUUCUUGGACGUCUUCAAGGUGGCCAACUGGGCGCUAUUCGCUACUCAUUCAUCUUCGCUAUUGCUGGGACCUCAGUUGAUUUCGCUACCAUUAAACUAAGACCCAAACUAAGGAGUCUAAAAGAAUCCAUAUUUGGCGACGAGAAAAACGAAGGCGGAGGAUGGAAGUUGCCUGUAUGGUCUCCAAUACAAGUGCUCGAUGAGGAUGCUCUGGCCAAGAAAGAAGCUCGAGAGAAACAACUUAAAGCACAAAGAUUAGCUCUGAUCAAGUUAACCAAAGAAGAGUCAUGAAAAAGCAAGAAGACCCAUAUUUUGCCUUUCUGCUCCGAGUUCCUGUUAUUUUUAGAUGCCUGCCUUUGGUUAGCAACCUGCAACCUGUUGAGGAGCUCUCUAAAUCGUUUUUUCUGCUAGCAUUUCCUGCAACAGUAACUCAGCAAGCUGUGAGUUCUCAAUUCUCAUAUUGUACAAAAGAAGUUGCAAGGCCUAAUACAUGACCCGACCUCUGUGGACUGCAUUUUCCCAACAAGAGCUGUGAAUGUAGCGUGUUAUCUAAGGCAUAAUACAUGGUUACUUCUGGUUCCGGUUUGUUCUUAUGGAUUUGCAUGUUUUUGCC